CGGAGGGGGGUGGGGGGAGCCACUGUCGCUGCGGCCGCCGCUCCCUGCUCCUCCUCCUCCGUGGAGCGCCCUCCACCCCGCCCUCUCCCCGCCCGGGACCGAGUCUGGUGGCCACAAAAUGGCGGACGGGGAGCUGAACGUGGACAGCCUCAUCACCCGGCUGCUGGAAGUCCGAGGAUGUCGUCCUGGGAAGAUUGUUCAGAUGACCGAAGCAGAAGUUCGGGGCUUGUGCAUAAAAUCACGGGAAAUAUUUCUUAGCCAGCCUAUUCUUCUGGAACUAGAGGCACCUCUGAAAAUUUGUGGUGAUAUCCAUGGUCAGUAUACAGACUUGCUUCGAUUAUUUGAAUAUGGAGGAUUCCCACCAGAAGCUAAUUAUCUUUUCCUUGGAGAUUAUGUAGACAGAGGCAAACAGUCUCUGGAAACAAUUUGCCUAUUACUGGCAUAUAAAAUCAAGUACCCAGAAAACUUCUUUCUCCUAAGAGGAAAUCAUGAGUGUGCUAGCAUCAAUCGAAUCUAUGGAUUUUAUGAUGAAUGCAAGCGGAGAUUUAACAUUAAGCUGUGGAAGACCUUCACAGACUGUUUUAACUGUCUGCCCAUUGCAGCCAUUGUGGAUGAGAAGAUCUUCUGUUGUCAUGGAGGACUGUCUCCAGAUCUCCAGUCAAUGGAGCAGAUCCGGAGAAUUAUGAGACCUACAGAUGUUCCUGACACAGGUUUGCUCUGUGACCUGCUGUGGUCUGAUCCAGACAAAGAUGUGCAAGGUUGGGGUGAAAAUGAUCGUGGGGUCUCUUUCACUUUUGGUGCUGAUGUGGUCAGUAAAUUUCUGAAUCGUCAUGAUCUGGAUUUGAUCUGUCGAGCUCAUCAGGUGGUUGAAGAUGGAUACGAGUUCUUUGCUAAACGGCAGUUGGUCACCCUAUUCUCAGCUCCAAAUUACUGUGGAGAGUUUGACAAUGCAGGAGGCAUGAUGAGUGUGGAUGAAACUCUGAUGUGUUCCUUCCAGAUAUUGAAACCAUCUGAAAAGAAAGCCAAGUACCAGUAUGGUGGACUGAAUUCUGGGCGUCCAGUCACUCCACCUCGCACAGCUAAUCCACCGAAGAAGAGGUGAAGAAAGGAAAUAAUGUAGAAAACACCAUCAGAUCUGUCAAGGACAAAACUCCAUAUUACAAUAUAUAAUAAGUGUGCACUGUAAAACCAUCCAGCCAUUUGACACCCUUUAUGAUGUCACACGUUUAACUUAAAGAGACGGGUAAAGGAUCUUUAUUAAUUUUUCUAGUAGAAAGAUGUGCGACACUGUAUUGUAACAAGUAUAGCUCCAAGUUCUAAUAUCCAGCAUAGAGAGGAAAAAAAAUUAGGAAAAACUAUUUCAACUACAUAUUCACAUUUACCACGGUUUUUAAAGUUGACCAACAUCCCAGUUAAAACUUGGUGUAAUAGUUAAACCAGAUGAGAGCAUGAUGUUCCAUUUGUGUAAUGUGGUCUUAUUGUUGCUUAAUUGCUUUUACUUUGGUUAUUUUGUAGCUAGAAUGAUGCGAAUAUGGUAUCUAGUCUUAUUUCCUGGCUCUUUGAAAUUGAUAUGAGGAAGGGGCUUUCUAGAACAGCCAUUGAUCUCUUAUCCUCCCCCUAAUCCCCUGUUUUUUCAUCAUAAUGCCGUGUGCCCCAUUAUAAUGCAAAGUUUAUAGUACAGUAGUCAUUAAAAGGCAAACUGAGUCCCAAAUGCCUGGACUGGACAGCUUGGCAGCCAACAUACAUUAAGGCAGAAAAAUCUGUCCUGACCUUUUAACUUCAACUGCCACACAAUGAAUUUGUGCACUACACUAUUUUAAAUUAUUGACAUUACACUGUGCAAUGGCACUUCAUUUAACUUAGAUAGGACAAAAAUGGUAUUGCCUAUUAGUUGGUAACUUGAUUUAGUGGUACCUUGGCUUUAGUUUUAUUAGCAUGAAACACCUUUGGCAUGCUUAGCUUCCAGGUAACUUCCUACCUGCAUCAAAAUUCAUCUUACAUAGUUCCACAGAACAUGAAGAUCCUUACUUGAUAAGCCUUUGAAAGCUGACAUUCUUUUUCAGAGGAGGGUGUGUUUAAAUGGCUGUUCUUCAACAUACAACAGGCUAGAUGAUGGGUGGUGAGCUAAAAAUGCUACAGGAAUGUCCAACUUUAUAGUAAGGCUUACAUCACUAAAGAAUCUAUCAUUUGGAUUUUCAUGAUCAAAUUUCAUAUACUAUUGUAUAGACUUCUGCUUUGUAGUGUACUAUAGUAGCAAUAAUUUCUGUACGUGAUCAAGAGUUAAACAGUAUUUUCAGUUCUCUCCUUUAUUAAAAGAGCUAACAUUGGCAAAUGGCAAGAUAUAGAGAAGAUACAAAAUAUACAGUAGGGUAAAUGAAAGGCGCAGAUUUGUGAUGCUUUAGGAUGCAAUACUUAUUGGACACAACUACAAAAGCUUUUACUGAAUACUGUCAAAUUUGUUAGAUUCUUUGGGGGAAGGCUGCAGAUUUAUACCAUUCUAAAUGUGCAUCAGUAGAUGUAAAACUCUUGACUUCAGUAUUGUCUUUGAAAAUGUUAAAUUGAGGAUUCUAGUAACUUAUGUUUUAUGAACUGGCACAUUAUAUAAUGCAAGAGAUAUAUUGAUUUCUGACACAGUGAGCAAGUUCUUUAAAAUGGAUUUAAGUCUCUUUUCUAAUUCCAUUUUGUUUUAAAUGCAUAUUUUAAAUGUAGGUUUUUUCAUUUAGUAAAAGUUGUCUAAUUCAUUUGAA
Messenger RNA from Melospiza melodia melodia, 2747 nucleotides. RefSeq names its product protein phosphatase 1 catalytic subunit beta (gene PPP1CB). The transcript is spliced from 8 exons. Lineage: Eukaryota; Metazoa; Chordata; Aves; Passeriformes; Passerellidae. The record is from RefSeq and is a predicted model, not a curated record. Gene Ontology annotation, biological process: regulation of circadian rhythm; circadian regulation of gene expression. Gene Ontology annotation, molecular function: protein serine/threonine phosphatase activity. Gene Ontology annotation, cellular component: nucleus; cytoplasm. The coding region runs from base 119 to 1102 and encodes 327 amino acids.